CGCCGCCACCCCCGCGCUCCUCCGGCGGCGGUGGCGGCAGCAGCUGCGCUGAGCGCCCGCGGGCCCCGCUCCAGCAUGGACAGCCGUCUCCUCGAGCACCCCCAUGCCCAGUUCGGCGGCAUGGUGGGCUUCCCCUACCCCAUCGGGCCCCCCCACGUCUACGAGCUGGCCGGCCACCAGCUCCAGGCCGCCGCCGCCGCCGCCGCCGCCUCGGUGCCCUUCUCCAUCGACGGAUUACUCAACGGCUCCUGCGCCGCCGCCGCCGCCGCCGCCGCCGCCGCGGCCUCAGUGGUCAACCCGAGCCCGCUCCUCCCCUCCGGCUGCGGCGUCAACGGAGAUGCUCAGCCGUUCAAGCUGGCCGACUCGGUCGAUCCAGACAAGGAAAGUCCGGGGUGCAAAAGGCGACGGACCCGGACGAAUUUUACGGGUUGGCAGCUGGAGGAGUUAGAGAAGGCCUUUAACGAAAGCCAUUAUCCCGACGUCUUCAUGAGGGAAGCCCUCGCUUUGCGCCUCGACCUGGUGGAGUCGCGAGUGCAGGUCUGGUUCCAAAACCGGCGGGCCAAGUGGCGAAAGAAGGAGAACACCAAGAAGGGGCCCGGGCGGCCGGCGCACAACUCGCAUCCCACCACCUGCAGCGGCGAGCCCAUGGACCCGGAGGAGAUCGCGCGCAAGGAGCUGGAGAGGAUGGAGAAGAAGAAGCGCAAACACGACAAGAAGCUGCUCAAGGGCCAGGGCCGCGCCCUGCACUCGCCCAGCGGCCUCUCGGUCAACAGCAGCACGCAGAGCUCGGACAGCGACGGCGGCGGCCGGCGGCGGGGCGGCCUCUCCCCGGACCCGCCCGACGGCUGCAAGACGCCCUCGGGCGGCGGCCAUCACCCGCCCCUGCCCGGCAGCUGCGACGCGGCCGCCUCGGCUUUCUACCCAGGCCGCUGCGCAGCCAAGGACCAGCCCGGGGGCCCGUCGGGCUCGGAUGUGCGCGGCGCCCCCGGGCGGCGCGGGCUUCCCAAGCUCACCCCUUCAGCGUGGAGAGCCUGCUGUCGGACUCCCCGCCGCGGCGGAAAGCGGCGCUGGACUUCCCGCCCGCGCUGGCCCCGUGCGCCCCGCCGGCGCGCGCCCUGAUCGGCAAGGGCCACUUCCUCCUGUACCCCAUCACGCAGCCGCUGGGCUUCAUCGUGCCCCAGGCCGCCCUCAAGAGCAACCCAGCCCAGGAGACGCCCCCGCGGGCUCCCCGCU
Candoia aspera is the source of this 1233-nucleotide messenger RNA. RefSeq names its product UNC homeobox (gene UNCX). The record is from RefSeq and is a predicted model, not a curated record. Gene Ontology annotation, biological process: regulation of DNA-templated transcription. Gene Ontology annotation, molecular function: DNA-binding transcription factor activity, RNA polymerase II-specific; sequence-specific double-stranded DNA binding. Lineage: Eukaryota; Metazoa; Chordata; Lepidosauria; Squamata; Candoiidae.